UUCUAUUUCUAUGAAUUAUUUCCGACAAUCGUUGAAUCAGAGUCCCAUGAUUCAAUGCCCUUUGUCGGAACUAUAAUUAGAGCAGUGCAGGUUAUAUAUGUCAAUAGAUUCUCACCUGCAUCUGAAAAGAAUGCGGUACAUGAAAUAAAGAGAAGGGCUGCAUGUGAUAAAUUUCCUCGAGUGUUACUGUUUCCAGAGGGAACCACAACUAAUGGAAAGGUCCUUAUGUCAUUUCAACUUGGUGCAUUCAUCCCGGGUCAUCCGGUUCAACCCAUUAUUGUUCGUUAUCCUCAUGUACCCUUUGAUCAAUCUUGGGGGCUUAUUUCUUUGGCUAAGCUCAUGUUUAGGAUGUUUACUCAGUUUCAUAAUUUUAAGGAGGUAGAAUAUCUCCCUGUCAUUAUGCCCCCAAACAAUAAAAUACAAAGUCCUGUCCACUUUGCUGAGAGGACUCGUCAAGCUAUGGCAAGUGCUCUGAAUGUUGUUCAAACAUCUCAUUCCUAUGGGGAUUUAAUGCUCCUCAUGAAAGCUGCUGAAGUACAACAAGGAAGACCCUGGAAUUAUAUGGUUGAAAUGGCCAGGAUUGAAUCACUGUUUCAGAUAAGCAGCUUGGAGGCUGUGGACUUUCUUGAUAAGUUUCUUUCAAUGAACCCUGACACUAGCGGUUGCGUUAAACUUAACGACUUUUUGAGGGUUCUACGAUUAAAGGCAUGUAAACUUUCUGAAGAGAUUUUUGGGUUCCUAGAUGUGGAGAAGAAUGGAUCGAUUACAUUUAAGCAGUUCUUAUUCGGAGUAGCUCAUGUCAUGAAGCAACCACUAUUCAUGCAAGCCUGCGAACUGGCAUUUGCCGAAUGUGAUGUGAGGGGAGAUAACUACUGUAUGAAGAAGUAUUUGGCAGACAUCCUUCGACAGGCAAUUCCAGACCUGAAUGAAGACCAGGUCAAUGGGCUAUUCAACCUAUUUGAUACGGACAAUGAUGGGAGAAUCAGCCGAGAUGAUUUCGUUUCCUGCCUGAGAAAGAACCCUUUGCUGAUAGCAUUGUUCUCACCCAGAUUGCUGCAAAAGGACUUUCCAAAAUUAGCUGGUGAUAGAAUGCCGGAGGAGAUUGUUUGAUA
Messenger RNA from Hibiscus syriacus, 1112 nucleotides. Its product is annotated as lysophospholipid acyltransferase LPEAT2-like. NCBI's taxonomy places the organism in Eukaryota, Viridiplantae, Streptophyta, Magnoliopsida, Malvales, Malvaceae. Gene Ontology annotation, biological process: phospholipid metabolic process. The transcript is spliced from 13 exons. The record is from RefSeq and is a predicted model, not a curated record. Bases 55 to 1110 code for a protein of 351 amino acids. Gene Ontology annotation, molecular function: lysophosphatidylethanolamine acyltransferase activity; calcium ion binding.